Aureococcus anophagefferens is the source of this 153-nucleotide messenger RNA. RefSeq lists its product as hypothetical. NCBI's taxonomy places the organism in Eukaryota, Pelagophyceae, Pelagomonadales, Pelagomonadaceae. The record is from RefSeq and is a predicted model, not a curated record. The transcript has a single exon. The annotation marks the transcript as partial. Gene Ontology annotation, molecular function: DNA binding.
CGCUGGUCCGAGGAGGAGCACAAGCAGUUCCUCGACCUCAUGACCAAGUACGGCCGGUCCUGGACGCGCAUCUCCCAGGUCAUGAUGACGCGCACGGAGCCGCAGGUCCGGAGCCACGCGCAGAAGCACUUCCUCCGCGUGAACCGCCAGUCC